GGAAGGUGGGGCCGCCGGGUGGAGGGAGCGGGCCACAACCUGUGGAUUGGGCUGCAGUGAACUGCGCGGGGUGCAGCGAGCGUCCGGGGUCUUUGCCAUGGGGCAGAUCGAGUGGGCCAUGUGGGCCAACGAGCAGGCACUGGCGUCGGGCCUGAUUCUCAUCACGGGAGGCAUUGUGGCCACUGCCGGGCGCUUCGUGCAGUGGUACUUUGGCGCCUACUCCAUCGCCGCAGGAGUGUUCAUCUGCCUGCUUGAAUACCCCCGGGGAAAGAGGAGAAAGGGCUCCACCAUGGAGCGCUGCGGACAGAAGUACAUGACCGCAGUGGUGAAACUGUUUGGGCCUCUUACCAGGAACUACUACAUCCGGGCAGUCCUCCACCUCCUGCUCUCAGUGCCCGCAGGCUUCCUGCUGGCUACCAUCCUAGGCACCGUCUGUUUGGUCAUUGCAAGCGCCAUCUACCUGCUGGCUGCCAUCCGAGGUGAGCAGUGGACCCCCAUUGAGCAGAAGCCCAAGGAGCGGCCACAGGUUGGAGGCACCAUCAAGCAACCCCCCACCAACCCCCCACCCCGGCCACCUGCAGAGGUUCGGAAGAAGCCCAGUGAAGGGGAGGAGGCCGGAGCAGCAGCUGGGGGCCCUCAAAUCAACCCCAUCCCGGUGACCGAUGAGGUGGUGUGACCUUGGGCAGGCUUCCCAUGGCUCCAGCUGGCGCUUCCCUCAGGUGGCCACCAGGGGGUGGCGAUGCUCACUGCAAUAAACAAGUAAAUGGC
Jaculus jaculus (lesser Egyptian jerboa) is the source of this 768-nucleotide messenger RNA. Its product is annotated as cytochrome b-245 light chain. The transcript is spliced from 6 exons. Lineage: Eukaryota; Metazoa; Chordata; Mammalia; Rodentia; Dipodidae. Gene Ontology annotation, biological process: superoxide anion generation. The record is from RefSeq and is a predicted model, not a curated record. The coding region runs from base 98 to 676 and encodes 192 amino acids. Gene Ontology annotation, molecular function: heme binding. Gene Ontology annotation, cellular component: NADPH oxidase complex.